CACAUGUUGGUAAAUAUAAAACAGCUGUGCCCAUAUUCUCUUCAUAACACUGCCACCACGGAACAAACAGACACUUAAAAGAAAAAAAAAAACAACAAUUAAUAAUUAAACCUGUUGAAGUUGUAGAACAGGGGAGUAAUUUAAGUACAGAGAGAAAGUGAGCAGUGAAAUUCGGCGCCUCUUUAAAUUUAUUGUUUUAUCGCGUGUUAGUUUGGUGUAAAACGCGAAAAUGGUUGUUUUGUCUAAAAAACCAAAAACUUUUAAGAUUGAGUUCCACGACUCCAGCAAGGCUUUUUACAGGAGUGGAGACAAAGUGGCAGGUCGCGUGCUGGUGGAGGUGUCGGAAACGACCCGAGUCACGGCCAUGAGACUGCACGGGAUCGGCUGCGCCUGCGUGGAGUACAGCAAAGGGAAGCAGCGCUGCAAGGAUGCCAUUGAUUACCUCAAAUACCAAGAUGUUCUUCACCUGGACCAGCAGCCUACAGAUUCGGAUGGCUCUGUUACUCUCAGACCUGGAAACAGAUACGAGUACACGUUUGGGUUCGAGCUUCCUCAGUCAGGGCAGCUGGUGUCCUCAUAUAAAGGCAAAUUUGGCUCUGUUGAGUACUAUGUAAAAGCAGUGAUGGAGCGGCCCCGUCAGUCUGAUGUAGAAUGCAAGAAGUAUUUUCAGGUUGAGGAACCGAUUGAUGUCAACACUCCUGAACUUACAUCUCCUGUUGCAGGGGUAAAAGAGAAAAAGCUGACCUGUAUGUUUAUCCCUGAUGGUAGUGUAUCAAUCUCAGCAAAGAUUGAUCGUAAGGGUUAUUGUGAAGGAGAGAACAUCUGCAUCGAUGCCAAAUUUGAGAACACUUGCUCUCGCAUCAUUGUCCCGAAAGCUGCUAUUAUUAUCAAACACACCUUCUGGGCCAAUGGUCGCACUAAGGUGCUACACGAAAAGAUCUCAGCUGUCAGGGGCAAUCAUAUCAUCUCUGGUAUGUGUGACAUGUGGCAGGGCAAGACCUUACGAGUGCCAAAACUAAGACCCACCAUCUUGGGCUGCAACAUCAUCCACAUGGACUACACGUUGAUGAUUUACGUGCACAUCCCAGGAAGUGAAAAAAUAUGUUUAGAGCUUCCUUUGGUCAUCGGGACAAUUCCUUUUACUGGCUUUUCCAGUCGUACCAGCAGUAUGAGUAGCCAAGAUGGGAGCUCAGCAGCCACUAGCAGCCUGGUGUCCAUGCCCUCUGCUCCGCCUAGCUACAGUGAAAUACCUCUGCAUGGCUGCUUGGACCCAUUCAUCACACCGUUGCUCAAUGACUAUGAUGAAGAUGACUGUCCUAUCUUCAUGCAUGCCAGAGAGCACCAUCAGACACCCCCUCCAGCAUAUACAGAGGUGCAAGAAGGAUGCAGUUGCAGUGGCACUACACUCUAGUUAGUUUAAACAGCUGAAGAUGCAAAAAAGUGUUUAUUUUCAUGAGAAAUUAACUGCAGAUGUUCUUGCAAGUUAUGAAACAUAUUUACAUUUCAGCAUGUAAUGUAAUACAGGAUGCUAUCACAAUAUAGUGAAAUUAUGUAAGAAUUAGCUUCUGGAAAACAACAUUAGACUUUUGUGUCUACUUUGUGUUUCUUGAUUAUUUCUGGGGUAUCCUCAGUUUUUAGAUCUAAAAGAGUUUUUUUUAUUUUGUUAUUGUUGUUUGUUUGAUUUUCAGAUGGAAGUUGAGCUUUUGCCAUAUUGGCUUUGUGAUGGGUCUGCCUUUAUAAUCAUUCCAGAUCAUAAUUUAGAAAAGAUCAUUGAGAUUGGGGGGGACAAACAAACAAUGUAACAGUGGGCAUACAGUGUCUUUUUACUGUACUAUAUUAAAUAAGAGUUCAGAGGGCAUCAGAAUGCACUUUUGAAAAUAGUAUACAACUUUGUAUCAGAGUUAAUGGUUAGUUUGUUAGAUUAUGAUAAUGACAAACGAUUUACUCAUAAACAUGUUAACAAUAUUUUCUAACAGUUUGUUUAUUUUUAUUUUAAUUGCACUCAUUAAUAUUAAAAGAGUGCAGAGUUGCUUUGGAAAUUUAAGAAUUA
This is a messenger RNA of Clarias gariepinus (North African catfish), 2050 nucleotides long. RefSeq names its product thioredoxin interacting protein b (gene txnipb). Gene Ontology annotation, cellular component: cytoplasm. The coding region runs from base 230 to 1411 and encodes 393 amino acids. The transcript is spliced from 6 exons. The record is from RefSeq and is a predicted model, not a curated record. Gene Ontology annotation, biological process: protein transport. Lineage: Eukaryota; Metazoa; Chordata; Actinopteri; Siluriformes; Clariidae. Gene Ontology annotation, molecular function: ubiquitin protein ligase binding.